CUCUUUGCAUUUGGUUGUUUACUGCGGGAUAGCGUGCGCGCGUGUCAUUGGAACCCAACGAAGAGUGCGAUCUAGGCUACGCUUUACUUCGAACGUCAGCCACAGUUCCGAAUCGCGCACGAGGUUCGCGACAUGAGACUGGAAUAGGGAAGCUGAAUCCGACUGUCGAGCAAAUAUAUCACCCUUGGAAUACAGCCGUCACAAUCCAGCUGAUCGCUACUCACCUUUGGACGAUACGGGACGUUGCCCACCAUGGCUGGUCGCCAGCACGGCCUUUCGCGCACCCUGCCGAAGAACUUCACCUUUUCUUCGACAGGGCUGGGUGAGCCAAGAACCCCAGAGCGUGCCUCAACUCAUCUAGAAGUCCCACCACCUCCCCCUCGUCAUUCCAGUUGCCGUGUGCGCCGGUCCCGUGUCCGCUCGGGGACCGACGUCUUUGCGCAGGCUGAAUACGACCUCAGCACAUCCACCCCCAACCAAUCCGACGUACCCCUGCCCUCGAUCGAAUUUCCCUCUUACGAUGCUUUCGCAGCCGGCCCAUGUCCCACAGUACCCUCCCGUGAUGAUCGCUUCUUGGCUCCUCCCCGGGAUCGUCUGGCCAUGAAAACACCUCCGGCUCAGAUACGCCCCGAUCCGAUCGAUGACACAAACACAGGGUCGUGGUCUUUACAGGAUCCCCAGGCCCUGGGGGAGAGCAUACAACGUCCCAGUUCCGUUUGCUCCCAGGCAUCGGAUUCAUCGGUCUCGUCAAUUGAAACGUUUGGCUCACGGCGUUCAGCGGGCGGAAGCUGUACGAGCAUGGAGAGCGAUUCAUACGACCCAUUCUUCCACCUGGAGCUUCCGUCAAAGCAAACUCCGGAAACGCCUACCCUAUCCCAGACGCGCAAGAAUAAGGCACGAGUACGCCCGCUCAAAGAGCGAUGGACCUUGGAGAUGGACAAUCACCUGUGGAACACUUACCAGGUCUACCUUCAAGACCCUACCAUUACCCCCUUCAAGAUGACUCCAGGUAGCAUUCCACCUCUUGGUGUCACGCACCGCAUUGCCCGAGAGGCGAAGCGGACCUGGGAGAGAAGGCGCUUUAGACUCGAUCGACAGUUUCCGUUUGUGCUCUCAUCGCAUCAGCGCCACUCCACCCCCACGUCUGAUGCAGCGAAGCCAACCUGGCCCAAGUCUGAAGCGUCGACCCGACGCAGGUUAAAAUUGCUCUGUAGAAAAAAGUUCUCAAUCGCUCCGCAUUACCAGAGAAUGAUGCAGUCCAAGAGCCCGACACCGUUCCUGGACUUGCUCUCACACCCAUCCGGGGAGCCUGCCCGAGCCGAGGCUCCUAACAACAGUUCCACUGUAUAUGCGACGCGCGACCUGGGCGUGUCCCUGAUGUCCAGCUCCGCCCCCGGACCUUUGGCCCAACUAGCAGCGGAAGACCCGUCACCCCGGGAGGUUAGUAACGAGUGGUUCAACAACCCUGUUCUCAGUGGAUUUCAUCAAGCCAUGGUUGUGCCACCCACGAUACCCCUUGCCAGUGCCAGCAAACAGGAGCCAGUGCCACGACUAGGGUCACCCUUUACGUACAACAACACCUGGGGACCCGGUGGCUCGAGAAAGCGCCUCCACCGUCAUACACCGAGAAGUCGGCGAGAAACCAUCCAUGUGACAGGGUCCCGGCUUCGUUCUCCGCCCCGCAUGGAGGCCUUCCCCAACCUGGCUCCAUAUGCUGUCACGACCAGUGACUCGCCAGCCGAGCAAGACACGCAAGAGCAGCUCGAAGUCCUUCUCCGGCAAGGAAAGCUCAAUGACAUUGGGCAGCAUCGGAUACGGAUUCGCAACCGUGGCGCCACAACAAGUGCAGUCAACCACAAGGGCCUCGACCAAUUGUUCUCCCCGCCAUCCUCCUCAUCUCGGAGUGAAGAAGAGAACCUGGUGGGGAAACCUGUAGCCAAUCCAAUGCUGAAUCUUGCUGGCGAAAGUAUCAAGCGUUUGGGCUCACCUUUCAAGGUGGAACUAUCCAAACGACCCCAACCAUCACCUAGGCGCAUUAGACAUGCUCCAUCUCUUUCAGAUCCAUUUGCGAGUGGACUAUUACCGCCGUUGAACCCGGCAAGCCCGAAUAGUCAGCCUCGGAAUCAAGACAUGGCUGGCCUGCUCCCUUACGACCCAACGGAACAAGGCAUAUCCGAUGCGGAACGCAUUCGGAGGCAAAUCUUGAAUUUGUCGCACGCAAAGCGAUAGGUUUGAGUACCGCAUAGUUGGAAAUCUGAUUUCACCAUGUGUCAACCUCGCAUCGAUGUAUCAAACUAAUGACCUGGAUGAUUUACCGUGAGAUUGAUCGCAUUUGAUCAAAGAAUAUAAUGACAGAAACGGCAGCCACGAAUUGAUGACCUCACCCCUCUCUCUUCUGAUUGAGACAUUGCAUUUGUUCCAGACAAGCGUUGCAUG
Molecule: messenger RNA, 2436 nt
Organism: Aspergillus ibericus CBS 121593
Lineage: Eukaryota; Fungi; Ascomycota; Eurotiomycetes; Eurotiales; Aspergillaceae
Exons: 1
Coding region: 253-2229 (658 amino acids)
Source: RefSeq, a predicted model, not a curated record